Molecule: messenger RNA, 1857 nt
Organism: Caenorhabditis angaria
Lineage: Eukaryota; Metazoa; Nematoda; Chromadorea; Rhabditida; Rhabditidae
Source: the annotation of a GenBank genome assembly
AUGGGGAAAAGGAAGCGAGAAAAUUCUGGUGAGUUUUUAUUUUUGUUAACGUUUUUUUUUUAAUUUGUUAAUUUUUUAAAUUGGCGCACAAAAUUUAAUUGCGAUUUUAAAUUCUGAAAAUCCGACCCAGGAAAUUCUAAUUUCCAAUAAAAACUUUUUUAAUUUCAACCAAAUAUUUCCAGAAACCCCAACUAUUUCAAAAAUCCUAAAACCUUUGGAAAAUGAAGAUUGGACAGCUGAAGAGGAAGAAUUGACUGAAAUUCUGAAACAACUCAAAGAUCUUAAAGAUGAUGUAAGUUUCCCUUCCACAAAAUCACCAUUUUCAUAUAAUUUUCAGACAAAUUCUCAUGACAAAAUCAAUCUAAAAAUCCUAUCCAAUCUUCUUGUUUCUUACAAAUGCACAUGCUCCAACCAGGAUUUAUUGAUUUUCGAAAUUCUGGAACUUCUCGAAAAAUAUGGCACCGAUUUAGGUCAACUCCAUCCACUGGUUUUUGGCUUGAACGCCGAGAAAAAUUACGAGAGUUUGAGGAAAAUGGGAGGGAAUUUGCAUGUGAGAAUCACACCGGAUGAAGUUUUGAGAGGAUAUUUUGAUGAAGCAACACUUUGGAAUACGGUCAAAUAUCAUGUUAGACCAGUUAGCGAUGAAAAUUCGGCAAAGAUUUAUGAUGUGAAAUUUGUGUUGAGAUUGUUCAACUCGUUGAUUUAUCCAGCUUCAGCGGUAAGGAUGAUUAUGAUGGAAUAAUUUUUAGAUAAAAAUUCCCUGUUUUUCCAGCUCUCCUGCAAACUUUUCGUUGAACAAAACGGCUUGGCUCUCCUCUUUUCUUCAACUUCUUCUGCAGAUCCCGAAAUUCGAACUUUGGCUUAUUGUUGUCUUCAAAAAUACUCAAAUUUGUUGCAAGAAUUGAAAGUCGAAAUUUUCAAUGAAAAAUCGAUAAUUCUAUAUCUGAUUCGACUUUUCAAGCAUAGCACCGAUGUGGCAAUUCGACGUGUUUCGAGUUGUAAGUUAGAUACUUUUCAAAUUUUUUCGGAUUUUAAACAAUCACGAGUAAUUUUUCAGUAAUUUCGCACUUCUUUGCCCGAGUUUCCAAACUAAUUCUUCAUCCCGAAGAUCCUGUUUACCCUCAAAUUAUGGCGUUUUUGUGUAUGAAACCGAUUUUUGAUGCUGAAAAUGUUCCCGAAUUUUACAAAUUGUUGUUUUCUUCGUCACCUCAAAAUCAUAAGCAAGAACGAGAAUGGAUUUUGACGCUGAUCUCUGAAGCGGUUCUGGAGCCAAUGGAUUAUCAGAUUCUACAGAAUCGGUGAGUGAAUUUUUGGGGAAAAAUAGUUUACGAACACAGAAUUCGAAUUUUCCAGAGCCGGCAUCAAACUCCUGAUGACAACAUUUUCAAGUCUUUGGGCCGAUCGAAAAAGUCGCGGUCUCAUUUUGAGAACCUUUCAAAAUUGUGUGCGAAUGCCAUCAGUUGCACACGAUCUGUUUUUCCGUGAAGGAUUGCACACGUGGAUUACCACCAUUUUGAAUGUAAGUUUUUCGCAAACACUUUUUCUCAAAACAUUUGUUUUUUUUUCUAGAGUAAAAGAUAUACGAAAUGGGAGAAGAACUUUUUGUCGCAAAUAUUUUUGGUGCUCAUUGAAAACGAGCGAAAAUAUCAGCGAAGUCAGAAAGGAAAAGAUGUUCAAUGUUUUUCGGCCUUUUCAACGGCCAAGAUUUGUAGCCGAAAAAUUAUUCGAGUUUUGAAGGACAUUGAGAAAAAUGAGCAAUUUGAGGGAGAACAAGAAAAGGCGAAAGAAUCGAUUGAGAAAAUCGAGAAGAUUUUGGAGAAAAAAUGGAAAAUGAAGAAGAAACAUCGGAAAGUUUGA